AUGCCACGUCCUCGUUCUUCCCAUCGUCCCCUGGUUGCUCUGCUGAAUGGCUGCCUUCUAGGAGCUUCUCUCUCGCGAGCACCUCGAUUACCGGCGAAUGAGAGGACUCGCUAACAGCAUGGAUACUAAUGUUAGAGCAGAUACUCAGAGCUGCUCUUGCCAACCCGCGCGUCUAAGAUAUUUUCACCCACAGCGAUAAAGAGCUACUGUUCUCAUUCUGCUACCUUCAGAGCUUGGACCAUUAUCCUACACCCUGAUGACACCAUUUUCCUUAUGACACUAGCAGCUUCGCACUGAUUCUAUCAGCCAGCUAGUAGGUGCCUCUCGAGCGUCGCUCCGCGGGGUCCGCUGCAAGCUAAGUCUGGUACUCUGAUUCUCCUGCGUGCCGCCAACCUAGCCGUUAUGGGUUGCGUUCGCACCAUGAAGCUCCGGAAACCCCACCGGUCCGAACCGUACGAUGUUCAUUCGACUUUCCAACCAGGCUUUCAUUCAAACUCAGCCUUCCAGCCAGGCUCCGAGCGAUCCCCACCGUCCGUCUCCAGCGAUCCUGUUUUCGUCAACAUUGAGUGGGAAAUCCUCGAUAAAGGAGGCCCCGCGUUAUCCAGUCCAAUGUGGAUUGUAGCGGAUACUGCUGACGCCUACGUGUUUUCCGUAGAGCAGCGGGGGUUUCCUCUGGAGCACGUGCAGGUUUCGCUGGAUCGAAGCGGCGCGAGCCAGGAAUCCAGCGAGUUUCGUCUACAUGCUCAGAGUGAAUGUAUCGGUAGUAGCCGUUCGUACCAGCAGCAGAAUGACUCGGUACACCGUUUGUCUCAAUCCGGCUCGAGUUCAGCCGACAUUGGAUCGGCCCUGCUCACCAUCGUCUGCCGGUUUCAAUCUGCUCCCCAAUCUCCAGACGGAAACGUUUUCCGUCAGCGUCAACUUCAGAGCCAGCGCCUGCAGCCAUUCACGGUGACGGAUUCCGUCCAGACGACCGGCCGGCGGUUCAAGCUGCCAGCUGACGCCAUCGCGGAGAGCACCACGGCGGUUCACACGGAGACGGGAUCUCUGGUGGUGAAUGUCCCGCGCUCUCCGCAGCGACCUCCCCGCGCUUCGUGGUUGUCAGCCGCUCCUUGCCAUCUCUCUGAAGCGCACCCUUUUGUGAGAUUCGGACGGUGGAGUGUGAACGUGGCGUCAACGCCAGCUUCAAGCUUCUUGUCAUCAUCACCGUCACUGUCAGCGCCACCCUCACUGUCAUCCUCCUCCUCCCUCUCCUCAUCACCAUCACCAUCACCAUCGCCGUCCUUCUCUUCCCCUACAUCGAUUUCCUCGUUUUGGGCCCCACCCAGGCACUCUCAGUCUCCUGGUGCCUUGGCUCCUAGUUUGUUCCCAGAUCUACAGGCAUCAGGCAGUGCAGCAACAGAAUGUUGCUGCAGUGUUCAAACAGACUCCUCUUGGUCAUUCCCUCAACAACGGCACCAUCAGUGUAUGGGGCUAUGUACAGGUCAUUGGUCUGUGCAUGGCUUUUCUGGCGAGCCAGCUACUGAUGCCAUGCAAGUCUCCUAGGAAGGUUCAGGCACUGUUAUGCCUCGAAAUGCUUUUCAAGUUAGCCUUCAUACAUACUGAUGUAUAUCUCGGAAUUUAGUGUA
Messenger RNA from Closterium sp. NIES-67, 1625 nucleotides. The record is from the annotation of a GenBank genome assembly. NCBI's taxonomy places the organism in Eukaryota, Viridiplantae, Streptophyta, Zygnematophyceae, Desmidiales, Closteriaceae.